Molecule: messenger RNA, 1701 nt
Organism: Anneissia japonica
Lineage: Eukaryota; Metazoa; Echinodermata; Crinoidea; Comatulida; Comatulidae
Product: gamma-tubulin complex component 6-like
Exons: 8
Coding region: 18-1133 (371 amino acids)
Source: RefSeq, a predicted model, not a curated record
UUUAAGGUAUUAUAACUAUGAAUUCUGUGGCUGAAAACAUUGACUCUCUUGGCAAACAUUUACUUGGUUCUACACUGCUUGGCCCACAUCUGGUCCAGCCUGUUAUUACCGUUGCAGAGUGUAAACGCCGUUUGAGGACAUGUGCAUAUAACAGUCUUUAUCGAUAUCAACCAGGGCCGCAUAGUGCAACCAAAAUAGUGCGCAACGAAGGGGAAUUUAGUGUCUAUGAGAACUUGCUGGUGAAUGUUUACAAAUUGAGGGAAAGACGAUUGUAUGAUGGCGCUAGCCGACUGGAGGAGCUUGUUGAAAAGCUUGCUGCAAAAGAUGAAGAUCUUAGUACAGAAACAAAAGCUGUUUUACAAUUACUCUUGUUGUUGGCUGGUAGUGAAGAAACAGUGACAGAAGUACCUAUUGGCCACAAACCUCUUAGGUUACCAAUUUCUACGCAUGUAAACAAGAACAAGGUGAGGUUGCCAGGUGGACCUGUCUUUCAUGGAGAUUCUUGUCAGUUGCAUGAUAUUCAGCUUAAUGGCUAUCCACACUAUGCUAGGGAACUUUUUGAAUGCCCAGGAAACAGAGCCGAUAGAAUGGGCCAACAACAUAAUCUGGAUACAUCGGUUUUUCAAUUGGAACCCGGAAGAAAUCUACACGGCCAUGACCUCUUCCUUGUCAAGGUGUCUGAUGGGUCUGCUGAAGAAGUGGAGAGGAGCAGUAUUUUAUACCAUGGGCUGGUUCACAGCAGAACAAGUGACUUGAAUGUUAAACUCAGCUUACCUAGGCUACCAGAUCCCUCUCACACUAGCCUGCUCGGGCUUAAAGUACCAGUUUAUAAUGAGGUUGCUGAUGAUGAAGGCUUCAACGAGUCCAUGAGUAGUGACAUGGCAUCCUCUACACCAGAAAAUGUGGAUAAGAAGAUCAACCUAUGGGAAGCUGCAAUUACACAUAAACUGCAUACAAAAUACACAUGGGAAACAAUUGGAAGCAGUCCGUCUUGCUUGGAUCAGCAGAUCUUCUCGUGCCUUCUCCAACCUAGCUUCCUGAACAAAAACCAAAAGUAUAGUAACAAUGUGAAUGACAUUUCUAUUGUUCAUAUUAAAUAUAUUACACAAAUCUCAGUCCUAUUCGCUGUAUAAAACUGUACAAUAUUUGAGUACAUAGCACAUAGCACUCAAAUGUCUGAUCAGAGCAAAAAAUGUCUUAUCAGACUUUUACUAUACAAUAUUUGAGUACAUAGCACUCAAAUGUCUGAUCAGAGCAAAAAAUGUCUUAUCAGACUUUUAUCAAACUUUUGUACAAUGUUAAGAGCUUGUUUCCUAAAACUUCCCUCCUUAAGCACUAAGACAUUAAACACUCCAAAAUGAUCAGCUCUGUAAAUUACAAUUCACAACCCACCCACAUCAUAUCUUUUCCUCCUUCGACACAGUGUUGCGUUGGGCUAUGUUGUGCAUUCGCUCCGUGUAAACAUGCGUCUCCUUAUCAAUGCGUUCUAACUCUUCCAGAGAGAAUGUCAGAGUUAGUUGCGGAAUUGGCACAUGAUUGUUGCAUAAAAAAUGCUAUAAAGAAAACACAUUGAGUAACAUAACAUUAUGCAGUAUACACUAUCACAUAUCAAAAACCAGCAAAACUUUACAAUGAUGGGCCAUCUACUGGAAUCGACUUAAUUGCCCAAGUUAUGAGUAAAGGUAUUACAGCUUCUCUGUA